This is a messenger RNA of Morchella sextelata, 1080 nucleotides long. RefSeq lists its product as uncharacterized. The coding region runs from base 1 to 1080 and encodes 359 amino acids. Gene Ontology annotation, molecular function: hydrolase activity, acting on ester bonds. Lineage: Eukaryota; Fungi; Ascomycota; Pezizomycetes; Pezizales; Morchellaceae. The transcript is spliced from 5 exons. The record is from RefSeq and is a predicted model, not a curated record.
AUGUUUGUCCAAAUACCCGUUCUUUCAACACUUCUUCUGGCAUUAUCUGCCUAUGCCAGCCCAUUGAACCCAGAGGAAGGAGCUGUAUUCUCCCGGGAUUCAGCAGCAUCAUCAUGGGGCAAGUUUAAGAACUUGGUUGUCUUUGGUGACAGCUACACGGACGAAGGCCGAUUAGGUUACUUCUCCAGUCACAAUGGAUCAGCACCACCUGUAGGAUAUGUUCAGCAGGAUAGUGCCUCCACUGCUUCCGGCGGCCGAAGCUGGGCUCGUUUCGUUGCACAAUACACAGGUGUAACUCUCUACAACUACGCCGUUUCUGGCGCCGUCUGUUCAAACUCGCUCACUCCACGUUAUCUAAGUUCUAUCAACGGUCUAUUCCCAGACAUCCUUGGAUACGAGGUGCCAGCAUUCUUCGCAGACUUCCCAAAAGAAUCUCGGAAGCUUUCAAAUGAUGAAACACUCUAUGCCAUCUGGAUCGGAACCAAUGACCUCGGCGGCGACAACAUCAUCACCGGCCUACCGAAUGUAGGACUGACCAACUACACGAGCUGUGUCUUUGAAACAAUGUCCAAGCUCUAUAACUAUGGAGCAAGAAACUUUGUUUUGCUAAGCUUGGCACCAAUUGAGCACGCACCACUUUAUGCGCCUUUGAGCGAAGGCGGCAGUGAGGGACCCCAUAGAUUCUGGAGAGGGAGAAGUGGAAACGCGACUGUCAUUAGCACUAGGAUGAGAGAUCUGGUGCAAGGUGGAAACGAAAUCUUCAAAUACAGAAUUCCAGUGGAGAUUCACGGCGGAGCCCUGAAAGGUGCUAAAGUAGCCAUGAUGGAUACCUAUGGACUGUUGACUGACAUCCGCAUUAACCCUGCAAACUACCUGAAUGGAUCUCUCCCAUUGAACGUAACCGGUUUCAACCUUCAUUGCGUCCUUGAUGGACCAUGCACCACAUACCGUCCCAAUGACCGUGAUUCCUUCUUCUGGUACGACGAAUUGCAUCCAUCAGAACAAGUUGGUCGCAUCGUUGCAAGGGAAUUUUCGAAAUUCGUUCAAAAGAAGUUCACAGAGUGGAUGACAGUUUGGUAA